CGGGACUUUGCGAGAUUUAGCUCCAUCUUGGAAUUUCCACGAGGUUUCUCAGAAAAAAGGGCAAUAGUUUGAGGGCCUAUUAGUCCUGCCCAAAGUUCAAAAUGCCCACGAAAAAUCCAUUACCUCCUAAAGAGAAUGCUCUGUUCAAGCGCAUUCUGAAAUGUUAUGAACAGAAACAGUACAGAAAUGGAUUGAAAUUUUCCAAACAGAUUUUGACAAAUCCAAAAUUUGCAGAACAUGGAGAGACCCUGGCUAUGAAAGGACUGACACUGAACUGCCUUGGCAGGAAGGAAGAAGCGUAUGACUAUGUUAGACGUGGACUGAGAAAUGAUCUACAGAGUCAUGUCUGUUGGCAUGUGUACGGUCUACUUCAAAGGUCAGACAGAAAAUAUGAUGAGGCAAUAAAGUGCUACAGAAAUGCUCUGAAGUGGGACAAGGACAACUUACAGAUCCUGCGAGACUUGUCCUUGCUGCAGAUACAGAUGAGAGAUCUAGAAGGUUACAAGGAAACACGUUACCAGCUGCUAGUUCUACGUCCAGGACAGCGAGCAUCAUGGAUAGGUUAUGCUAUGGCUUUCCAUUUGCUGAAAGAGUAUGAUAUGGCACUGAAAAUCAUUGAGGCAUUUAGGAAUACACAAACGCCAAAAGCAUUUGAUUAUGAACAUGGGGAGCUGUUGUUGUACCAGAAUCUUGUGAUUAGAGAGAAGGGAAAUAUGCAAGAAGCAUUGGACCACCUUGAUAAAUAUGAUAGUCAAAUAGUAGACAGACUUACAGUGCAAGAAACCAAAGGGGAGAUAUAUCUAAUGAUGGGUCGGAAGUCUGAGGCUGCUGUUAUAUAUAAAGAACUUAUCAACAGAAAUCCAGAAAACUGGGCCUACUACAAGGGUCUGGAAGAUUCCGUGCAACCAGAGACAGAAGAAGCUCGUUGGAAGCUGUAUACGGAUGCGGAGGAAAGAUUUCCUAGAGCCUCAGCACCAAAAAGAAUUCCACUUAACUUUACCACAGGUGAUUUGUUCAAAAAACUGUUGGACAAGUAUUUGCGGAAUGGCUUCCAUAAAGGAGUUCCACCAUUGUUUAUAACACUGAAAUCUGUCUAUACAGAUCCAGCAAAGGUUACAGCAAUUCAAGAAAUCUGUUUAAGCUAUGUAGAAAGCCUGAGAGAAUAUGAAUUAUUCAACAAAUCCGAUGAAAAUUGUGAGAAGGAACCACCAACAGCAUUGUUAUGGGUCUACUACUAUCUUGCUCAACACUACGACUAUAUAGGCAAUGCACAGCAAGCCUUGCACUAUAUAGACAUGGCGAUACAACACACUCCUUUACUUAUUGAACUAUAUGUUCUUAAAGGUAAACUAUUUAAGCAUGCGGGUGAUAUAGAAGAAGCUUACAGAUUGAUGGAUGAGGCACAGUCUCUAGACACUGCAGAUCGUUACAUUAACUCAAAAUGUGCCAAGUAUAUGCUGCGAUCAAACCUCAUACAAGAAGCAGCUGACAUGUGUUCAAAGUUUACUAGGGAAGGUGUGUCAGCAACAGAUAACCUGAAUGAGAUGCAGUGUAUGUGGUUCCAGACAGAAUGUGCAGCAGCGUAUCAACGACUAGGCAAGUGGGGCGAGGCCCUGAAAAAGUGCCAUGAAAUUGACAGGCAUUUUACAGAGAUUAUAGAAGACCAGUUUGACUUCCACACGUACUGUAUGAGAAAGAUGACGUUACGAGCCUAUGUAGGAUUGUUACGAUUAGAAGAUGUUUUGCGUAGUCAUCCUUUCUAUUUUAAGGCAGCUAAAAUUGCAAUAGAGAUUUACCUGCAUUUACAUGAUCAUCCUCUGUCAGAUAAUGAUAAAGAUAAUCUACUAGAUGCAGACAAUCUAACGCCGAGUGAACUGAAAAAAUUAAAGAACAAACAAAGGAAACAACAGAAGAAACUGGAGAAGGAGAAAGAAAAACAGAAAGAACAAGAGAAAAAAGACCAUCCAAAUAAGAAACAACAAGAUCAGGACCAAGAUGGACCUAAAGAGGAGGAGUUGGUGCCAGAUAAACUCGCUAAAGUGGAAAGCCCUCUAGAGCAAGCAAUCAAAUUUCUCAAACCAUUGCAAUUACUAGCUCCACAAAGAAUAGAAACUCAUUUAUUUGCUUAUGAAAUUUAUUCUAGAAAAGAUAAGUUACUAUUGAUGUUGCAAUCAUUGAAACGUGGAUGUCAAGUAGACAGAGAAAACCCACAGUUACAUGUCUAUCUUCUCAGGUUUCUUAUUCUAGUGAAGAAAAAGAAGUGUUCGGGAAAUUUACCAGAGUCUGUGAUGCGUGUACUAGAUGAAGAGAUGGAGAAAUUGUUAAGCAGCCAGGAUGCAAACAAGCUCAAUGAGGAGUAUCUCUGUAGAAAUGUCAAUUCAGUAUUACACAGAGCAGCAGCUGCUCGUAUGAUGUUUGAGAUGAAUUCUGAUCCAUCCACGCAAGCGAAGGCGUUACAGCUUGCCACUGCUGUCAGUAAAGAUCUAACAGGAGUCUCACCAAAGAACUGUCGGGAAGUGUUGGAGUAUAUUUGUCGGGGUGACUUUGGUCAGUGCGAGGCAGAGGCCAUGUCAUAUCAGGAAAGAUGCCAUAAACUGUUUCCUCAUGUCCCUUCUUUUCAUAUACCAAACUCACAGUCACAACAAAUAGUAACCAAUGGAAACAUGUCAUCAUAACAGCUGCAAUCUACAUCUAGUGAUUUACCUGCAAUUUCUUACCUGCUCUUCGUUACAGAAUGGUGAAAUAUUCAGUGCAUAUUUGACUUCUAUCGAAGUUUUCAGUGAUGUGAAGGGAUAAUAAAAGGUAUACAAUAAGUAGGAAACGUUCCAGUGCUCAUCUGUGCAUAUGAAUGUAUGCAUGUGUUAGUCUUCUUACCGAGUGUAUGCCAGAAUAAAAUUUUGAGAACAAAACCUGUUCAGACUUGUAACCAACAAGAAAAUGAUUCAUAAACAGGAUGUUAAAAGUUUUCACAGCUAAAUGUUUAGUUUGUUUUGUUAAAAGAGUGGAGGAAGAGGCAAUAAUUUUCCUUGAAUGACAAAAAAAGUCUGGUUUAUUUGGGAAAUCCAUGUGUUGCAGAUGUCAUUUUCUGCUUGAAGUUGCUAUUGAUACAUUACCUCAAAUAGACUUGUUUCUUAGGAGAAGAGCAUUUUACAUAUUGUAAUUUCCACAGAGAACCGCAUUUCCUGUAUUAGAAAUUAGCAUUUUCUGUAUUUUUACAAUGCUUGAAAUACUAGAAAGGAACAGUAUGAAUACAUCUGAAAAAGAGAUAGUUUCAACAGUUAUGGGAGACAAGUCGGGAUUGUAGUUUAUAAAAGAAGGUUUGAGGAGUGAGUGAUAUGAAGGGUAAUGGUAUACUGUAAAAUGAUUAGAAAUCAAAGAACUUGUUGGUUUGUGAGUUUACCUAUGUAAGUGAAGUCUUAAUUCUCUGUGUUCUUAUCUGCAAGCCUUAUUUAAAUAUUUUAUUUAUUUAAACUCAUGAGUAUAACAUACAAAGAUAUUCCCUAGACUUAAUUUUAAAGAAAUGCAGCUGGUUUACAGAAGAUAAAUUGAUGUAUAUAUGUAAAACUGGCAGAUAUGAAGGGAAACAAUUUUAAGGCUAUACAAUUACUUCCUUAUUUUAACUAAGUGAGAUGUAACUGCAUGAGUAAUAAAUUUGUGCACAUUUCUGUCGAACAAGGAAAAGAUUUAUUCAUAAUGGAUUAUUGCAUGAUAGAAGAUUUUAUGUACAUCUUUAUGAACAAAACCAUUUGUUUUUUCAUUUGAUAGAUUCACAGUUAAUGCUUUUUGUUUACAUUGCUUGUCAUCAUGCCAGAGCAUUUUGGGAGCAAUAUCCUGCAAUCUUGAGGUGAUAAGACCCGUUGAAAUUCACAAAAUUAAUGUCAUUAGAGAACACGCAAGUUCAGCUUCAUUUGUCUGUAACACUGAACAGUGUUAGAGCUGAUAUUCAAACUGUGUUGUAGUAUUAUUGAAAUUAACCAGUGCUUUAUCCUUCCUGUUUGCAGUCGAGUGUUUGUAGAUUGACGAGUGUUACUUUUUAGUGUACAUGUAUGGGAUUUUUAUACAUUUUUUGUUACUGUAUAUUACAUUAGUGAAUGAAUGAUUGUUACAAGUUUACAUUCUCUUGUUUCUUAUACCGUCAUAUGUACCUUUUUUUCAUCGACAUAAAUCAAAUGGGGUUGCCUUCUGUCCUUACGAAACAUUAAAAGCAGUUAUUAAGGAUAAUGUUUAAUAAGACAAUUUUGAAAUACUUUUUAGAAAAAAGUAAUCAUGAUCUCCUUGAGACUAAAGCUAUAAAGAUAUUCCUCGUGUGAGGAAGCAAUCCAACUGGCUUUCGGGAGGUCGGUGGUUUUACCCAGGUGCCCAUGAUGAAAUAAUGCAAGGAAGGGCACCUGGGGUCUUCCUCCACGAUCAAAGCUGGAAAGUUGCCAUAUGUUAAGUGCUGUAUGAGAUUUCUUUUGGAAAUGUUUCAGGAAAUAGUUUCUGACAGAAAUUUUGUUGCUGCCCUUUGCCAGUAAACUAUUGGAGAUUUUCUGUUUGUGUGUUUACCCCUCCUGUUAUCUAUUAGAAAUUUUAAGUUUUGUUGUACUUGGAGUUCUGAUACAAAGUUAAUUAUAAAAAAAAGGUGGUGAAUUUCAAAUGAAUAUUUUUUGCUUCUGUUAUAGUUCAUGAUGUAAAAGGGCAUCUUCAGUUAAAUUUUUAAUCUGCCAUGUAAACUUGUUUUGUUCCUGGAACUUGGUAGUCAUUUGGAAGUGGAUAUUUCUCUUUAACUUUGAUCGGUGUCUGCAAUUAAAUCAUAACAAGAAUUACUGAUAUUCCAUAUUGAUUCAGUGUUUUCAGUUGAACUGUAUCGCUGUCGUGAACAAUUUUGAGUUAUUUUCCUUUUUUGUACUUAAUUUUCCUUCCUGACAAUGACUUACAGCUGUUCUAUGAUCGGAUGAUAGAUUGCAGUGAAAUGAAGUGCAUUGCACACAAAACUGUUACUUCUUCCAGAAAAGAUUUUAAUCUGUCACAUUUUGUAAUUCAUUUUCUAAAUCAGACUGAGUACUAUGUUGAUGUUUCAUAUUGGUAGAUCAUAAUGUCUCCCCCUUGGUCCAAGUAUAUGAAUGCAUGUCUCAGCAUACCACUUUAAGUACAUUGUUUUUGCAAUCAAGUGUUAAUCAAGUAUAUAAAAAACUAUCACGGUUUUUAGCCCUGUCCGUCCAUCUGUCCACACUUCAUUUCCGAUCAAUAACUGAAGAACCAUUUGACCUAGUAUCUUCCAACUUCAUAGUCUGGCAGGGCUUAUGGACUAGACGACCCAUACUGUUCUUGGGGUCACUCCAUCAAAGGUCAAGGUCACAGGGGCCUGAACAUUGAAAACCAUUUCCGAUUAAUAACUUGAGACCCACUUAACCCAGAAUCUUGAAACUUAUUAGGAUGAUUGGUCAUGCAGAGUAGGUGACCCCUGUUGAUUUUGGAGUCACUCUGAUAAAGGUCAAGGUCACAGGGGCCUGAACAUGGAAAACCAUUUCCAAUCAAUAACUUGAGAAUCACUUGACCCAGAAUGUUGAAACUUCAUUGGAUGAUUUUCAUGCAGAGUAGAUGACCCCUAUUUAUUUUAGGGUCACUCUAUUACAGGUCAAGGUCACGAGGGCCUGAACAUGGAAAACCAUUUCUGGUCAGUAACUUGAGAACCACUUGACCCAGAAUGUUGAAACUUUAUAAGGAUGAUUGGACAUGCAGAGUAGAUAACUGCUAUUGAUUUUGGAGUCGCUAUUAAAGGUCAGGGUCACAGUGACCAGAACAUGGAAAUCCAUUUCCGGUCAGUAACUUGAGAACCACUUGACCCAGAAUGUUGAAACUUCAUAGGGUGAUAGGACUUAAAGAGUAGAUGACCCUCUUUUUGGGGUCACUCUAUUAAAGGUCAAGAUCGCAGUGGACAGAACAUUGAAAUCCAUUUCCAGUUAAUAACUUGAGAACCAUUUGGCAUAGAGUCUUCAAAUUUCAUUGGAUGAUGGGACUUACAGAGUAGAUGACCCCUAUUGUUUUUGGGGUCACUCCAUCAAAGGUCAAGGUCACAGGGGGUUGAACAUAGAAAACUUUUCAAUCAAUAACUUUAUAAUCACUUGACCCAUAAUGUUGAAACUUAGUAGGAUGAUUGGACAUGCAGAGUAGAUGACCCCUGCUGAUUAAUUUUGGGUCAGUCGAACAAAGGUCAAGGACCUGAACAUGGAAAAUCAUUUCCAGUUCAUAACUUGAGAACCACUAGGCCCAGAAUGUUGAAACUUAGUGGGAUGAUUGGACAUGCCAAGUAGAUGAUCCCUAUUGCAGCCAACCAUCAGUGUCUCUUUGACUUUUGCUCCUGUCCCCUAUUGACUUCUUGCCUAUACGACUAUGCAUUGGGGGGGGGGGGGAGAUGCGCUUUUCUACAAAAAGCAUCUAGAUGAAACAAGACCCUACAAUAAUAAUUUGGACAGGGACUUCUAGACAUGUUGAUUGUUAAAGCAUCUUGAUCCUUGCAAGGUGACAUCAGAACAAGUUCAGUUUUUAUCACUGUCUUGCAUUGUGGUCUUAACUAAACAGGUGAACAACAAACUAGGAAAUGUGAUGUUGUUGUGAUACAGAAUUAUUGUAGUGACUGAUUGACUGGUACUUUUAGUAACAGAAUGAGCUUAUCGAAGGUUAGUGGUUUUAUUCAUGUGUCCACUUGAGCAUGAAUUGAUGCUAUAUGGGGUACAUGGAGUAUUCCUCCAUUAUCAAAAGUGGAAUAGCAUCCGAAGUCGAUGUGACUUAAAAUCCAACAUACAUAGCUGAGGCCCUCAUUUUAUGAUAAAAUCUAAUUUAUCUAAUUUUUUCUCCAUAAAAAAAGCAUUAUAACUAGAACCAUUAUUUAGGACCAUAUAUACAGCCAUUGUAAGUGUUAAAGAACAAGGGAGAUCGUAAACAAAAUAUAUUACAUUUGAAAGAACAAGGGAGAUCCUAAACAAAGUCUCUUGUAUUUGAAAGUUGUCCACCAAAUGAAUGAAACUAGUCUGUAUAAAUGACUGUAUUGUUGGUUUAAAGCACAAGUUAUUUGAAGGUAUGUGCCCUGUACCAGUAAAGAAAUGAUGUAUCAAAUAAAGCUGUUAUAUUUGCACGCUCCUUCAACAUUAUUUUGCUAUAAUUAAUUGUUUGUUUGUAGAAAUGUCAUGAUUUUACAAAAAAAACUAUUUAUUGUUUUGAUAAGAAAACAAAUAAACUCAUUGAACUUUUA
Molecule: messenger RNA, 7231 nt
Organism: Mercenaria mercenaria
Lineage: Eukaryota; Metazoa; Mollusca; Bivalvia; Venerida; Veneridae
Product: N-alpha-acetyltransferase 15, NatA auxiliary subunit-like
Exons: 22
Coding region: 102-2675 (857 amino acids)
Biological process (GO): N-terminal peptidyl-methionine acetylation
Cellular component (GO): cytoplasm; NatA complex
Molecular function (GO): protein binding; protein-N-terminal amino-acid acetyltransferase activity
Source: RefSeq, a predicted model, not a curated record